AGGUUAUAGUUUUACAUUUACAAUUAAAUUAAAUCACAAUGAAUCAAAUAGUUUUAUUGGUUUUUGUCGCUAUUUUACCGGUAGUUUUAUGUCAAGAUGAUGGAAUGUUUCUCUGCAAGAGGCUUGACUCUAACUUCAAAAUGGUUGUACCAGGUUCAGGACGAACCCAAAAUAACAAUAAUAAAAACAGAAACAACAUCAACAAAGAUCGAGUCACUCGAGUCAAUGGAAACGGAAGACCUAAACCCGGUCCAAACAUUUCUAAAGGAAGGCCCAAGCCAUCACCCGUUGAAAGUUUGGAUGACAAAAUUGAAGAAAGACUGAAAGCACUUGAAGACAGAAUUGAGUUUUUGGAAUCGAUAACCGAAGUCUCAGAUAGAAAAGACGACGUACCAGCGAAACUCCAAACUUUCUGUCAUGUUGAAUACAACAAUCGAUGCUUCAUGUUCACCAAAAAGGAUAGAGGAAUGAUUGAUGAAAGAGAAGCCAGAAAUAACUGCAAAAAAAUGGGCGGUAGACUUGCUGACAUUUACGAUGAAUCUCAUUUGGAGAAAUUAGAAGCCUAUUUGCGAGAAUCGAUGACAGAAGAAAUAGAAUUUGUAUAUUUCAUCGUAGGAAUGACGUAUCGAAAACAGGGCAACGGCGUAAACAAAUCGGAUGGCACGAGGUCACGAUUCGUAAAAUGGUAUUCUACGAGAUUUCCUUCACCGGCGUCUGGCAACAGUCAAAUCCAGAUUCAAGUUAACAGGGAUGUUGAAAUGGAAAGUGGAAUGUUCAAUACGUCUCCUUUCUCUAAAGCAAAGAGUGCUUUGUGUGAAAAAUCGCUGGAGUCUCCUCCACGAUGAGGAAAAUAAUCCAGUGUCCAGAUAAAGUGAUAAUGUGAAUACAAACGAUAGACGAACAGAUUCGGGCAAAAAUGAGAACAAAAUGUAUUUCAUUUACUAUACAUUAAUGUAAAAAUAAUUUUUGCUUUUUGGGCAAAAAAUUGCGAUGAUGUAUAAUUUACGAUACUUGUAUAAUUGUAAUGUUUACACGAUUACAACUCAUAAACUAUUGAAUAUAAUUUUAUACAUAUAUAUGCUGCAA
Messenger RNA from Styela clava, 1086 nucleotides. RefSeq lists its product as uncharacterized. NCBI's taxonomy places the organism in Eukaryota, Metazoa, Chordata, Ascidiacea, Stolidobranchia, Styelidae. The record is from RefSeq and is a predicted model, not a curated record.